This is a messenger RNA of Rhizophagus irregularis DAOM 181602=DAOM 197198, 1972 nucleotides long. RefSeq lists its product as uncharacterized. NCBI's taxonomy places the organism in Eukaryota, Fungi, Glomeromycota, Glomeromycetes, Glomerales, Glomeraceae. The record is from RefSeq and is a predicted model, not a curated record. Gene Ontology annotation, molecular function: hydrolase activity, acting on carbon-nitrogen (but not peptide) bonds.
AAAAAAACUUUUUUUAAAUAAAAUUUUUUUCUAAAUUUUAAUUCUAAAUUUACAUUAUCUAUGAGUUAUUCAAGUGAACCAUCAAACGGUUUCAUUAUCUAUAAUGCAAAUAUUUAUACUUCAGAUGAUACUUUACCAAAAAUUGAAUCAUUUGUAGUAACGAAUGGUAAAUUUGUAGAUGUUGGCACCAAAAUUGAUUUAAUGAAAAAAUGGAAUGGGUUGAAAUGUAUUGAUUUACAAGGUCGUACUAUCUUACCUGGACUAAUCGAUGCACAUGUUCAUUUGAUGGGUUUAGGAGAAUCUUUGACAUCGGUGAACCUCGUGGGAACAAGAUCCGUUGAAGAGGUACGCGAAAGAAUUCAUGAAUACAUCAAUUCACACCCCGAAAUAGAUAUUACUACAGAUUGGAUUACAGGAUGGGGAUGGGAUCAAACACAAUGGACAUCAAAAUCAUUUCCAACUUUUGAAGAUUUAGAUUGUGAUCCACUAAUCAAGAAAUAUUCAAUUUCUUUAUCACGUAUUGAUGGACACGCUUUAUUAGUGAAUAAAAAUAUAUUAGAUAAGCUAGUAAAGGUUCCUGAAACUGUUGACGGUGGAGAAAUCGGAAGAGAUAGGAAAACCGGUGAAUUGACUGGAAUUUUUAUUGAUAAUGCUAUGCAAUUAAUUAAGAAAAUUAUGCCUUCGCCUAGUGAACAAUUAUUAUUACAGCAAUUACGUUCGGCAAUUUCCAAAAUGCACUCUUUUGGAUUAAUUGGAGUGCAUGAUGCAGGAAUUCCAUUAAAUAUACUUGAAUUCUUCAAAAAAAUUAUAAAUGAACAACCGGAAGAAUUUAAUAUCCGAAAUUAUGCAAUGGUAGAAAGUUUAGAAAAUACGUAUGAUGGUGAUUAUGUUGAAAUAAUUGAAGGAUUAGGUGAUGGAAGGCUGACUGUUAGAAGUGUUAAAUUCUUUAUGGACGGUGCUUUGGGAAGUUGGGGAGCAGCAUUAUUAGAACCUUAUUCUGAUGAUCCAACGAAACAAGGACUUCUCAUAUCUGAUCCUACAUUGUUACCACCUGUAAUCAAAAAAUGGAUCGAUAAGGGAUUUCAAGUGAAUACGCAUUGUAUAGGUGAUAAAGCAAAUCAACUUAUAAUUAAUGCGUAUGAAAAAGCUUUUCGAGAAUAUGUAUUAUCACAAAAUGGUGAUAAAAAAUUAACAGAACAAGAAGUGAAUGAUGAAAUGAAAAAGUUAGCAGAGAAAGUUAGAUUUAGAAUUGAACACGCUCAGAUUUUGACUUUGGAAGAUAUUAAACGCAUUGGUAAAUUAAAUAUUAUACCAUCCAUGCAACCUACUCAUGCAACUACUGAUAUGGCAUAUGCUGAACAAAGACUAGGUAGUGAACGUAUUAAAGGUGCAUAUGCAUGGAGAAGUUUGAUAGAAGCAGGAGUAAAGACAUUCCCGCUUUCUUCCGAUUUUCCUGUUGAAUCUGUAAAUCCAUUUUUGGGAAUUUAUGCUGCUAUUACAAGAAAAUGGGUUAACGGGCAAUCUCCUCAUGGAGAAAACGGAUGGUUUCCUUCACAAAAAUUAACGCGUCAAGAAGCAUUGAAAGGAUUUACUAUCGAUGCAGCUUAUGCAGCAUUUAAUGAAACUAUUAUGGGAUCCAUUUCUAUAGGAAAAUACGCGGAUUUUAUUGUUAUUGAUAGGGAUAUUAUGGAAAUACCUGAAUCGCAAAUUGUAGAUACACAAGUAUUAGCAACUGUGUUCGGAGGAAAAGUUGUUUUUGGUAAUUUACUAUUUUAAAGAUUAAAAAAUUGUUUUAAAGGAAAAUAAAGAAAGAAAUUCGAAAUUUUUUAUUUGAUUUACCGUAUAACGGGGGUACCCCAGGAUGAUACAAAUUUCAACUUAUACCCUACCAUUCACCUUAUUAUUAUUAGUAGAAAACGUAUAAUAAUUGGGUAUUAUCAUUUAUCAUGCGCAAUGCCUAAAUUAUAAAAUC